UCUGUCUUCGGAGAAAAAGAAAAGCAUCAACUGCUUUGUUAGCCCAUUAUUACGAAACGAAAGGCCAUGUACAGAUUGGAGAAAACAGUGUACAAGCAGGAGAGAUAUAACCCAUCUUUUUCUUCUACUCUGCUUGACAAAAUCUACCGUUCCAUCGAUGAUGGUGACACCACAAACGGCGACUUGAAAUUCUACACGGAAACAAUACAAAAGAAACAGAUCAAAGGUACCACGAAAUGCAACAAAAGUAGAGGAUAUGGAGAGGAAGAAGAUGAAGAGAUGUCGAGUCUCCGACAAGCUUGUUUGAUCGAGAAAUGGGUGGAAAACAAGGUUAACGAAAAGGCGAAUGGAGACAGGAAACAGCUUUUCUCUGAUUUCCUAAGGAAAUCACAUCACGAAUAUGGUCAUGAUCGUGAUCAUGACCAUGAUGUGGUUUUCUUUAGCUCCACUUCCACUUCCACUUCCACUUCCACUUCAUCUGAUUCCAGUUCCGGUGGUUUCUCAGCGUCUGACACUGAAUCUAUGCAUGUUACUAAAUCCAAAUCAUCUUGUUUUGUAACAUCGAAGCUGAAACCUAUCAGGACCAGAGAAUCCAUUCGGUCGGAGAAAUCAGUCAAAACAGAGAAAACAGGGUUGCAUAUGCUCGACGAUUAUCAUUAUAGUUCAGCCUCUGACUAUACACCAAAGCUCCACGAAAGUCUUUUCAGUUCAAAAUCCACCAAAAUUUACAGCAAUUUAAAGAAGGUGAAGCAUUCCAUUUCACCAGGUGGCCGACUAGCGAGUUUCAUCUAUUCUCUGUUCACAACAAGCAACACAAAGAAAGCAAGGGGCACUCCAUCUUCAAUCGUAAGUUGUGAUGAUGAACGGAAAUUGAAGUCCGGCAAGGUUUCAACUUGUUCUUCAGCUUCCUCGUUUUCAAGAUCAUGUUUAAGCAAGAACUCGCCUUCCACAAGAGAAAGGCUUCGUAACGGAGUCAAAAGAAAUGUUAGAUUUUGCCCGGUGAGUGUAAUCGUUGAUGAAGACUGCAGACCAUGUGGGCAAAAAUGUAUAUACGAAGAAGAAGACUCGUCAAGUUCAGUGCCGGUUGCCGUGUGGAAAAUCCGGAAAUCUCCAUCGAGAAAGGUCAAAGAGGAAAUAAAAUUCCAAGUAAUGGAAAAAGCUAGGCGAGUAGAAGAAAUGGCUGCAAAGUUUUUGAAAGAACAUCAUCUAAACCAAAGGAAGAACGACUAUAUUUCAAGGGGAAAUCGCAGUAAUUACGUAACGGUGGAGAUGGAUGAAGAUCAGGAUGAUGCAGCUAGCUAUUCGAGUUCGGAUUUGUUUGAGCUAGAUCAUCUUGUUGUUAUUGGUAACAAAAAGUAUAGAGAAGAGCUUCCAGUGUAUGAAACUACUCAUGUAGAAACAAAUCGAGCCAUUGCUAAUGGCUUGAUAGCGUAGUUAAUUUUCACCUUUUUUGUAUCUGUUCUAGUCUUGUUUAUGCAUUGUUUUACGGCCAUUUUUGGU
Molecule: messenger RNA, 1500 nt
Organism: Hibiscus syriacus
Lineage: Eukaryota; Viridiplantae; Streptophyta; Magnoliopsida; Malvales; Malvaceae
Product: protein BIG GRAIN 1-like A
Exons: 1
Coding region: 67-1434 (455 amino acids)
Biological process (GO): auxin-activated signaling pathway
Source: RefSeq, a predicted model, not a curated record